Molecule: messenger RNA, 9026 nt
Organism: Sturnus vulgaris (Common starling)
Lineage: Eukaryota; Metazoa; Chordata; Aves; Passeriformes; Sturnidae
Gene: MTUS1
Product: microtubule associated scaffold protein 1
Biological process (GO): regulation of macrophage chemotaxis
Cellular component (GO): nucleus; cytoplasm
Molecular function (GO): microtubule binding
Source: RefSeq, a predicted model, not a curated record
AGCUUUCUAGUACAAUAAACUAGUUCUGCCGUCUUCCUUUUCUUUUCCCCCGGACAGUGGUAUGUAGCACUGUAUGGGUAACUAACAUGUUAACAGAACAAGGUAAAAAAGGGGAAAAAAAAAAAAACUAAAACAAAAAUAAACCCCAAAUCCAGCAUCAAUAUCACCCUUGGUUAUUUGGAAAAUAACUGGGAGAACUCUGAUGCACUGGUAGUUUAUCUGGUGGAUGUUAGAAUUGUUUUCUGUGAAUUGCAUUGCAUUCCCAGUUUUUGUUUUGUUUGUGGUCAUCUCUGAAUAUAUGGUGGACUUAUUAAUGUUUUUAUCUUUGUAGUAGACAUGUGACUCAUAUUCAUGCUUGAUAUUUACUAGCUAGAUCACAAAGAAUGAUGCAGAAUAUUCUGAGGUGGAAAGGACCCACAAGGGUCAUUGAGUGCAGCUCACAAGUGAACGGCCAUAGAGGGAUUGAACCCACAACCUUGGCAUCAUUAGACCCAUGCUCUAACCAACUGAGCUAUGAAAACUUAAUUCAGUUCUACAUUUUAGAGUUCCUGUAAACUUGACAAAAUUCAUUGUGAAUGCAGAGGCAAAAUAAAUGUAUAGUAGGUGUUCAAAGCCCAACUUGUGUUUCUGUAAAACACACCUGUGGUACAUAAAAUAAAAAAUGUUAUGGGAACCAAUGGGAGAUUUUAGAAGAACAUAAAUACUUCUGAGAUUUCCCUUUCCUUUUCAUUAUUGUGUGCAUAAAGAUAAUAUCCAGUUCUGUCUGGAAGUGGAGAGUGAAAAGCGAUGGAUUUAAAAUGUUGCACCGAGGCUACAAGUCAGUGCUGUAAUAAAGUCAGUGGAUGAGGAUAGACAGAGACCUCAGGAACAGUACUUCAAACUGCAAUAAUAAGUGAUGACUCUGCACUCCCCCUCCAGGCUGUAUGGCCUUUAAAAAAUACAUGCUGAAGAACCUCUGUACCCCAUUAAAAAAAAAAAAAAAGGGCAGAGAGAUUUCUCCUGCUGAGUCAGUUUAAGCAUCUAGGUCAGGUUUCACCUCCCUGCAAUUAAAUUUUGUUCAGUUCUUGCAUCUUUCUUAAAAGCCUCUGUAGUGGUUGAUUGCUUUCUUCAGAGCAACUUGAAAAGGAUUUGAUGACAGCUGAAAUAAGCUUAUGUUCCUGGACAUGGGCUAGUACUAGACAUGGUAACUCAGGAGGUUACAGUAAGAAUAGAGGAAAGGGAGAGCUGCUGUACUGCUUUAGGAAGCAUUUAAUUGUCGUCUUGGGCUUGACAUCAUGUUGAUGCAGGGGAGAUGCAAGACGAGAAGAGCUGUUUCUCUUCACUCAUUUGCUUCGAGACAAGACCACAGAUAAAGAUGCUUCUGAGGUACAGCAUUUUAAGCAGGUUAGCAGGUACAACUCUGAAAAAUGAAGUCUCUUUGCUGUGAACUAGAACUGGCUCCUAACUGGCAUGCUUGAAGUGUGAACAGAGCAAGUUGGGACUGUCUGUACCAGCUUAUACAGACAAGCCUGAGGCAGAGCUUAGAAACAAAACAUCACUUCUUCAGAAGUUUGUGUUGUUACAAUCACCAGCCUGGACUGUGAGAGGCACAGGAGGAAGGUGUGUGUUCACCACUUGCCAAGAUGGAUGCAGGCAAAAAUUACAGUUGACCAAGAUGUGGAGGGCCUGGGAGGAGUUUGAAGACUUCCAUCCAAGUCCAGCCUUGCCAGGCCCUCUGCAGACACCGUUAAUUUAGUUUUAUGACUCUUUUCUCUGCGUAUUUGCCCGACCUGGGUUAUAUUAUAGCCCAGAGCAGGAGUUUGGGAGGAAUUUAAGGUGGUAAUCUACAGCUAGCUGAAUUUCCAGGUCCUCUCAAACAUCAUGUAUGUACUGCUGCAGAUUAAACCCAGCAGCUUCCUUAUUUGCAUGAAUGUUCUUAAGUUGUCCUCUCCUAAUGGCCAUAGCUUGUUACAAGGCAAACUUUAAAAUUACAGUCAUGAGAUUAAAUGGCUGAUCAGUCUUUCUGUUUCAUUCCUCAAAUAACUUUUACACAUUGUGAUGGGGGGAAGGCAUAAUUAGAGCUGUAGAAAUAGGGGAGGUUUUAUGUUUGCUGGUUGGUAAUUGUCUAAAAGAUUUCUGUGUUUCUGUAAUGUGUAAGAAAUACCUUAAAAACAAAAGACUCCUCCAAAAACAUUAAACAUACCUCACACAAAAUAGACCAGACUUUAUUUAAGUAAAAUAAGUCCUUUUUUUGUUCUUCCCUAGUCUCUAAUGUACUUUUGAGAGGAAAUCUUCGACAGUGUUGAUUCGUGUUGGUCUAUGAAAUCAGGAGUUGUUUUCCUAAACAGGAAAAGAUGUUAAGACACUUGAGAUGGAUCAAGAAUAGAGACAUCUUAGCUAGAGCAGAAGCUGAUAUACAGGAGGUGAAAUGGGUAAUCCUGAGCCAAUGAAUUCUAGGUUUGGAAACUUGUGCAUUGAUAAGAUGUUCUCCAUCUGCCAUUAGCUAUCAAGUAUUCCUGUUGAGAGACAGGUUGUAAAAUUCAGAGUAGCAGCAACUUCUGUGGACUUAAAAUUUGCUUUGUAGUAUUAACGUAUAAAUUCAAUUUUAGGUAAGGUUUUAAAGAGUGUCUUCCAGAGUGGAGAAAAGUAAAGGAAAUCUGCCUGAAGUCUAUGUCAAGACGGUGAUCUUUCCAAAUUGACAAAGAUUCCUUAUGAUCAAUUAGCCCGCCUUAGUUUAAGUGAGGAAGAUACCAAACACAUUGACUGCAUUCUGGAUAGAAUUAAUGUAUUCAUAUAGAGCAAGAGACCAGCUUCCAAGGACAGAUUUUCUUCAGUGUAUUACAUUAUAGCAGAGAGUACUUGACAAUUAGGGUGAGUGCACACACUUUAGAAAGGAGGCUGCAGCUUUUUGAUUUGGUGAUGUUGGACAGGAAUGACAAUUGCAGCACCUGAUUUAGUCACCUGAGCUUUGUCAGCCAGGCUUUCAAUGUAGCUUAUGGAGAAAGGCUUCCCUCAAGCACUCAUUGAUGUAGUUAGGAUUCUGCUCUGAGUCAGUGUCUGCAGGAACCUGUUCCACUACAGAGGGACAAAGGGGUAUCAGUUGGAGACUUUUUUUUACCCCCAAACCUUUUUUUGGUGGGAGUGUUUUGGUUUGGUUUUAGUUUUUUGUUUUGUUUUUUUGUUAACUGAAAUCACUGCUUCAGGGAAUCGCUCUUUAAAAUCAUCAGAAAGUGAAACCUAUGCAGGAUGGCACUUAAGCUAUUUAUCUGAGUAUAAACACAGGAUUCUUGUUAACUGCCUAAAGUUUCUAGCAAGAUUUAGAUCUUGGGAGUUACAUCCAUGAGUCCGGUAAUACCCUCCUUUUCACCUGUUUCCCAGCUGUAUCACAACAGAACCAGUGGAAGUAAUUUCACUUGGAUUUUGCUGUCUGACAAGAUCUUUGCAAAUGUUUCACCAAGUGAGAUUUUUAGGAACCAUUAAGAUAGGGUGAGGAGUGGAAUGAAAACUUACACUACUCAGCUGAAUUACUGCAGCUGAUGGUCAAAGGAUGCAGAAGUUCUCCUGAGCUCCAGCUUGUGUGGUCUGAGUCCUGUUCUGCCGGGUGUUGUGCUGAGUACUUGCUCACCCUUUUGAAAGCAGGGACUGACACCUCCUGUAAAUCAAGGUCUACAUGGUAUUGAUAAUUUUUUCCAAACUGAAUCCAGUAGCUGGGUGAUUAAACUGCUCUAUAACACAACAGCUAACAGCCUGGUGCCAUUAAUCUACCUGUUUUCACAUGGAGCCUAGACCUAUUAAGAGUUUUAUGCUUAAAAGUAAGAAGCCUCAGCUUUUCCAGAGAAAAGUUAACACUCAGACCUGGUAGCUAAAAGGCUUGGCCUCCUUAACAUGGCAAAAAUAUCCCAUUAGUAAUUUUUCCCAUGUUGCUGUGAUUAGUCUUCAUUGUUUGUGGAUUAGAGGGUUUCCUCAGGAACUGUGGAAACAAUCUUUUCCAGAGAUUGCCAGAAGGGUAUUACUUGCUGUGUGAGUAAGGAGAACACUUAGUGAGAGUGGGGCAAUAUCAGAUGUGUCCACAGAUGUAUACCUGAACCUUACAUUAGCAGAAGGACAGGUACAUAAUCACCUUGAAUAUGCAAUUGAAAUAAGUACACAUUGUUGAACUGUUUGGCUUUCAGCUCCUGCAGGCGAUUCAGGCUUCCUUUGAGCCUUUGUGUCGUAAAGGAAGGGCCACUGUGUUCUCACAGAGUGUUUGGCUGCAUUGCAACAAACCUGGUUACUGAUGCCCAGGCAUACUUUGAUUGAUGCACAGAUCAAAUGACUGUUGGGAGUGGCUUUUAGGGUGACGUCCCACUUACAGUGAUGUCAGCAAAAGAUUUUUAAAAAUUCAGGUGUGGCAUAAUAUGCCAAUUAAACUGAUUAGUGCUCUGGCUGAGUCCUGAGAAGGAGCUCUGACUACAGCCCUGCUUGUUGAAGCCUUUCAUGCAGUGCCUUUGGCUCACCUCGUACGAGACUUUUACCAAGUACCUUCACUUCAGGGUGCUGUAAAUUGUGGUAGGAUACCAUACUAAGGGCUGUAUGCUAGCUCUCUUGUCAUCAGGGGAAAUCUGAUCCUGGCUCACAAAUGUCCCUGACUGCUUGGAAGCUGUGACACUGGAAGAGGUCCUGUGACUCCCGUGGGAUUGGGAUGGAGUGCAUCGCUGCUCUGUUGGCAGAAGUGAAAGCUAGCCAGGAGGCAAUGCAGGCUGGACAGAAGGCACUAAAGCAUGAUGUGGAAACAUCUCAGAAGGAAAUCAGAACGGUGUUAGCAUUGCAGAGGAGCCAGCAACAGGUGAAAGAAGAUCUCAAAGCAGAGGUGAAGUCCAGUCACUUGGAUGUAAGAACUGUGCUUGAGGAAAUCCAGCGAAUAAGAGAAGAAAUGCAAGCUCGAUUAAAUACUCAGGCUGAUCUGGUCUUACUGAUCAAAGAAGUGAGCACCAAUUUAAGAUGUGUAGACAAGGCUUUCCAAAAAAUGGAGGAGAGGCAGAAAGUUUUUACCAACCUGCAUCUUCCCACGAGAGAAAAUGUUGAGCAAGGAUUCUUCUUUGAAAAAUGCUUACACCAGUCACAUGUGGGUUUUGAAAGACCUAUGGAAGCUAACAAUUUGGAUGAGGAAUGUGAAAAGAAGGUGCUUGGGGUUGACAAGAGCAAGCAGCGGAGUCCCAAGAGCUCAUGCAUACGGACUCAAGCCUCCACAGAUGUGCAUUCACCUGGCACAAAGGCAGCCGAGUUGACACAGUACAAAACAAAAUGUGAGACCCAAAGUGGAAUCAUCCUGCAGCUGAAAAAAUUCCUGACAUCCAGUAACCAGAAGUUUGAAGCAUUAACAGUUGUCAUCCAGCACCUGCAGUCUGAGAGGGAGGAAGUGUUGAAGCAGCGGAAAGAGUUAUCUCAAGAACUAGUUAAUCUUCGAGGAGAACUAGUAACCACUUCUGCAGCUUGUGAGAAAUUGGAAAGAGACAGGAAUGAACUGCAAGUUGCUUAUGAAGGGUUUUUGCAGAAGUUAAACCAGCAACAUCAGGAUGACUUAGCUGAGCUGGAGGAGAGGCUUAAACAGUUUUACACUGCAGAAUGUGAGAAACUCCAAAGUAUCUGCAUUGAAGAAGCUGAGAAAUACAAAGCCCAACUCCAGGAGCAGGUGGACAAUUUAAAUACCACACAUGAAAGUUUUAAGCUGGAACUCGAAAACAGACACUCAGAAAAAGUAGAGGAGCUGAAAAAGGAGUAUGAAUCCUCUUUUUCAGAGCUCAAGAGUACCCAUGAAUCUGAAAGGAAGUCACUUGAAGAUUCCUUUAAAGAGAAGCAGGAAUUGUUGGAGAAAAAAAUCGAUGAACUAAAAAGUGAAAACAACUCUCUGAGUGAGAAGCUGAAAUUAGAAGAACAAAAACAAAUAGCCAAAGAAAAAGCCAGUCUUAAAAAUCCACAGAUUAUGUACCUGGAACAGGAGCUGGAAAGUUUGAAAGCAGUGCUGGAGAUCAAGAAUGAGAAACUCCAUCAGCAGGAUAUAAAGCUAAUGAAAAUGGAAAAGCUGGUGGAGAACAACACAAUCUUAAUGGAUAAAUUAAAGAAGGUUCAGCAAGAAAAUGAAGAAUUAAAAGCUCGGAUGGACAAGCACAUGGAGCUUUCAAGGCAACUUUCUACAGAGCAAGCUGUUUUACAGGAGUCAUUAGAGAAAGAAUCAAAAGUAAACAAACGCCUGUCAAUGGAAAAUGAAGAACUUUUGUGGAAAUUGCACAAUGGUGACCUAUGCAGCCCAAGAAAACUGUCUCCCAGUUCUUCAUCUGUGCCUCUUCAGUCCCCACGGAAUUCUGGUAACUUCUCUAGUCCUGCAGUGUCACCAAGAUGACAUCUCCUGAGAGAAAGAGGAGCCUGCAUUUCAUUUCUGAUCUGCAGAACCUUUCUUAACUUUAACCACAGGAGCAAGAGCUAUAUUAGCCGCCUAUGACAACUAAACAUAACUGGAAACUAUUCGGUGCAAAAAACAGCGAUAGGAGACUGUGAAUAUGGGAGUAAGACAUUCACUCCUCCCAAAAAGACUUAUGACCUCUAUGGACAUCGUUGCACAAAGCACUUAUAGAGCAAGAAAAGACUUGUUCGUUGCCUUUUCACCUAACCAUAAGAAGAAGCUCAGGGGCUUAGAGAUAAAGAUCACAACCUUUAUAAUAUGUUCCUUUUCACCGACACUUUUUUAAGGCUGUGUGUGUGCGUGUGUGCGUGUGCCGUGGAUGGAAUGGGUGUAACACACUGUGCGUGUGUCUAAUGCUGCCUUCUUUGCUGUGUAUGUAAUAAAGGAUAAAACCUGAGGACUAUACAUUGACAUGUACUUCCUUGAUACUGCUCUCAGUAUGCAUGCUUAACACAGUACCCUUGCCUGGCAGUGAGGAGAAACUGGUACUGUAGCAUAGUUUCCUUCGUCAUUCUGGCUGGUAAAAAAUGGCAUGAAGACCGUUGUCAACUGACUCAUUAGCGUCUUGGCCAACUUGAGUAUGCAACUUGGAAUUAAUUUUAAAAACAAAUUGAAUUGCAGCCAUAUUUUGCAUAGAUUCUUGGUUUCAUGUCCAUGCACAACUCUGCCAUUUCUGAAGAGAACUUUUUUUGCAGGGCGCAAUGGAUUUUGGAUUUCAAGUCAAUAGGUUUGUAGUCAGAACCACAGUAGCCCUCAAGGUCAGAAGUUCUUAGCUGGGUUGCAAGUUUAGAAGCCUAGACCUACCAUCUUACCUGCUGAAAAGGAAGUGCUAAUUUCCCCAAAAUAGUAUGUCUGUCCCUGAGGAUAAACAGGAUGUAGAUUUGAAAGCCAAAGAGAAAAAUGCAAUAAUCUUAACUAGGUGCAUUCUUAAUUCAGUUCUCAAGAAGAUUCAGUAAUUUGAGAAUUCCAAUGUAGCUGGUGACACACUUUGCCUUUUUAAGUAUUAGCAUUUGUAUUAACUUUCCUCAGGGCUGGCUAAAUUCACCUGAGGAUGAGAUGUUUUCUGUGUAUUUUAUCUUGCUACUCCUGCCAUACUUUUCCUCUUAGACUGAAGGAUAUUGGUGUUUUGACAGUUCAUCAGGUGAAAAAUCCUAUACAAGAGAUUCUGUAGAGUAGGGGAAAAAGUUGUCCUGGCUGCUGGAACUGGAGGAUGAGGGUGUCAGCAUUUCUGGAAAUAUCACAUGCUGAGUUUCGGCUUCAACAGGGUAAUUGGAUAGCCUUGCUCCACCCUUGAUCACACCUGUUUAAGAUGACUGCUCUGUACCUACUAAACCAGGUUCAGCUUCAGAUGAGCCUUAGAAAAUACUACUGAUGCUUACAGUAGCUUGGGCUUCACAGCAGGGCCAGGACAUUGUUACACUGCUGGUUAGCUAAUGCUGGUAGCUGGCUGAGUUUCACUGUCUUUUUCAGUAGCUUGGGGAUAGGAAUGGAGGGCAUGGAAAGCAUUUAGGGAAGUCAACUGGAGAACCACUUCAAACUACUUUACCUAAGACUUGCAAAAUCUUGGCUAGUAAUGAGGAACACAGACAUAGAAACAAGAUUGUUAACAGUGCUCUUACAGCAAGUAAAUUCGUAAUAUAUUUAAACUUGUAAUUGACUGUUUCAUCAUUAAAUUUACUUACACCUCUCAUAGUGUACAAGUUAAGGGUGCCAUUUGUAUGAAACAUUAUGCUUUCUUUUAAUCCUUUUUAGGGAACUGUACGUACCACUUAUUAGUGGUGUCAGUACUUAAAAUGUUUAUUAGGAGGUUCAAAUUUAACUGUGAAAAUCCUACAUUGGCUACAACUUGGCUUUACGUAUGCCUUGGAACAUUCUUACUUUCUAUGGUCAAAGAGAUUUGAUUGCAUGUAUUUGAGCUGAAUGCUUUACAAUAAAUUUUUUGUACCGACUGAAGGAUUUUUCUUCUGCUUGUGUUAGUCAAAGGAUCUUUAAGGAGGAGCAUUUUUCCAGCUACUAAAAACUCUUAGUAUCUCCUCAGCACAGCAAAACAGCAAUGGUGAAGCUUCACAGCACAAAUCAUUAGUGUUCAGCUAAUCCUCAGAAAAUUUUUCCCUUGUUACUACUCCACUUGUAGGUAGAAGAUAUGUGGAGCUUGCUUGUGAUUCUACAGAACAUGCGUGUGAGAAAAGCCACAGUUAGAGGUCAGCAGUGUAAGAGCUCCUGUCACAAGGACACUUACCUAGCCAACAGUAAGAAUUUCACUACUCUAGUUGCAGUGUAAUGCCUGGAAUAAAACAUGCAACCAGAGUGCACACAAAUGCUUGAAGGUGAAAUAUGGGAUAGUCCUUCCUGUAGCAAGAGCAGGGAAAGCUUUUCCAGACUACCCUAUGGAAAAGUAAGUAUGGUAUAGUAGAUAAAUUGUCAACAAAUUAACAGUCUUAAUAUUAUCUCCACAAUACAGGAGACUCUUCAUGUCUACACUGCUUGCAAGUAGACUGUAAUGCUUUUAUGGAGAAAUGCUUGUAUGUAGAAAUCAGAUUAUAGAAAUACCUGUUUAGUGUUUGUCCUGUUCGUCUCAACAAAUUAAAUGAUUCUGCUAAUCUGUAAA